Molecule: messenger RNA, 699 nt
Organism: Nymphaea colorata (pocket water lily)
Lineage: Eukaryota; Viridiplantae; Streptophyta; Magnoliopsida; Nymphaeales; Nymphaeaceae
Product: copper transporter 6-like
Exons: 1
Coding region: 18-446 (142 amino acids)
Biological process (GO): intracellular copper ion homeostasis; copper ion transmembrane transport
Cellular component (GO): plasma membrane
Molecular function (GO): copper ion transmembrane transporter activity
Source: RefSeq, a predicted model, not a curated record
UGGAUCACGGCGGUAACAUGUCGACGGGGAACAGCACAGGCAUGGCACCGGCGAAGAGGGUAAUGAUGCACAUGGCGCUGUACUGGGGGAAGGACGUGUGGGUUCUGUUCGCCGACUGGCCGGGCUUCAGCCUCGGCCAGUACAUUCUCUCCCUGAUCGUCAUCUUCAUCGGCGCCGUCCUGGUGGAGUGGCUGUCGUUCUGCAAGGUGAAGAGGAUGAAGGGGAGCCCGGUUCUGACCGGCUUCCUGCAGGCCGUCCUCUACGGCGUCCGCGUCUUCUUCGCUUACAUGGUGAUGCUCGCCAUCAUGUCCUUCAACCUGGGGAUUCUGUUCGCCGCUGUCCUCGGCCACGGCGUCGGCUUUUGGGUGUUCGGUACUCAGUUUCUGAGGAAGCCGUCGCCGGCCGUGGAACCAGUUUUGAAGGAGUGUCCAGGCCAGUGCUCCUGAUGGUGUCUGCUGAUGUUGGCGUUCCAUUCUUCCUUUCCUGGUCCUUCCUGAGUUGAUCUUUCUUUUUCUGUCUUUCCAGUUUCUUCUUCAUGUACAUGUCUCUGUCUGUGUGUGUGUUGCUUGCACAUGGCUGCAUGUGAAUUUGUGUAUAUUGGCCAUGGCUGGUCAUAAAUUUGGGGUUCUUCUGGGUCCUCUUCAUCUGAUAUGGAUGCUGUUGAUUUUGUGGGUUUCAUGAUUAUUACAUGUCAAAAAA